CUGGUGUGAGAAACUGGGGCUUAACUAUGUCUACCCUUCUGCUGGUCGUGGGUGUUGUUGUAGGACUUGCUUACAUUUUCCGUCAUGUGGUGGUAAAAGGGAAGCGGUGCACAAGUAAAACAAAGCUGCAUGGGAAAACUGUAAUUGUGACCGGUAGCAACACAGGUAUUGGGAAAACUACAGCCAUAGAUCUGGCCAAAAGAGGAGCCAGAGUGAUUCUGGCCUGCCGCAGCAAGCAGAGAGGGGAGGCUGCUCUUGAGGAAGUCAAGAAGGAGAGUGGCAGUAAUCAGGUGGUGUUCAUGCCGUUGGAUCUGGGGAGUCUCAAGUCUGUCCGUAGCUUUGCUGAAACCUUCCUGAAGUCUGAACCCAGACUGGACAUUCUCAUCAACAAUGCAGGUAUUUUCCUUCAGGGUCGAACAGAGGACGGUCUGGGGAUGAUGUUUGGCGUCAACCACAUUGGUCACUUCCUAUUAACAAACCUAUUGCUGGACCGGCUGAAGGAGUGUGAACCUAGCAGAGUGGUUAUCCUGUCGUCUAUGGCACACAACUUUGGAAAAAUAGAUUUUGACUGCCUGAACUCCCAUAAAGCCCUGGGACUGGGGAACUCUGCCAUGGAGGUUUUUCAGGUCUACUCCGAUAGCAAGCUGUGCAACGUACUCUUCACCCAUGAGCUGGCCAAGAAACUGCAGGGAACCAAGGUCACCAGCUACUGCCUCCAUCCGGGAGCAAUCAACACUGAGCUGGCAAGGAACACACCCUCAAUAAUGCAAAUGUUCCUGAAGCCUGUGACCGCCUUUUUCUUCAAAGACAGCAUUCAGGGAGCCCAGACCACCCUGCACUGUGCUGUCGAGGAGGGGAUCGAACCUCUCAACGGACGUUACUUCUCCAACUGCACUGUGAGAGAAGUCUAUGCUAAGGCCAAGGAUGACGCUGCAGCAAAGAAGCUGUGGGAGCUCAGUGAGAGACUCUCUGGUCUUGCAUGAAAAGGUUUCCAUGAACAUCAUGAUAUUGGGUUGUUAUUGUUCUGUUAAACAUGAAUUAUUAUGUUAUGAAAUACAAUUUUAUAACAUAAGAACAUGGGCUAGCAGGCAAUUAUAGGUAAGAAAUGUAAUAUAAAGGCUUGCCAGUCUCUUGGACUUGCCAUGACAAUAGUUUUUUCCAGCGGUGCUGAAGAAUCUGUCGGAGAAUAGUUUGCAUGUUAUAUGCAUAAGGUGUGUAAUCAAGGAUACGGUAAUAAUUGAAUUUGUAACAGCUUGUUAAAAUGUCAGAAAUCCCCUGAAUUUAAUUAGUUGUAUUAGGAUGAUUGGUGGCAAAUAUAAAUAAAAACAUUAUUCUAAAAAACUUGUUUUAAAUCAUUCAAUUCAAUUCAA
Molecule: messenger RNA, 1370 nt
Organism: Pseudoliparis swirei
Lineage: Eukaryota; Metazoa; Chordata; Actinopteri; Perciformes; Liparidae
Product: dehydrogenase/reductase SDR family member 13-like
Exons: 5
Coding region: 27-983 (318 amino acids)
Source: RefSeq, a predicted model, not a curated record